AUGAACUCUUUCGACGACAACUUCGAUUCUCUUCGUCAACAAUUUGAGAGAGACAAGCAGCCUAUCUCUCCGCUUACACUAGGCGCUAUCAGCUCUUUCCGGUAUGUGAAGAGUUUCGGAAAGGAAUCCAGCGACUACACGAAGUCCGAUGGUCUUUAUUGGCUCGCAUCUAGUACCAAGCUAGUGACUACAAUUGCUGUAAUGCAGUGUGUCGAGAGGCGACAACUAGACCUGAACGGCGACAUCGCCGAAGUGCUCCCAGAAUGGAAGGAUCCGAAGAUCCUGGCAGGUUUUGAUGAACAGAGCGAAGCCAUAUUCAGGCCCGCAACGAAGACUAUCACCCUUCGGCAAGUCAUUCCUGAAAAGUUCCCUCAACAAUUUCUCGUGUCGGAACCCGGUGAACGAUGGUUGUACUCGCCUGGAAUCGACUGGGCUGGAGUUAUGGUAGAGCGAAUCACUUCGAUGAAGCUUGGCGAGUACAUGCAACGGCAUAUUUUUGACGUUGUAGCUGCCAAGGACGCUACCUUCCACCCCGAACAGCGAGAAGAACUGCGAGCUCGAAAGGCUAAAGACUGGGAACGAGUGGGUGAGAGUAUACAGGAGCAGGAGCAUCCCUACUGGCCAGAAAGAGUUGAGGCGGACUUCGGUGGGGGCGGUCUGUUCGCAACUGUGGACGACUUGCUCAAGAUCUACCAGGGCAUAUUGUCCGGGCAGUUGCUUCAGCCCGAGACUGCCAAGGAGAUGUUCCAGUCCCAUCUUGAGACUUCUAAAGGCCUUGACAACCCAGAAGAGUACUCGUUGUCGUCCCGCAAUGCUAUCUGGAAUACUAUCCCAGACGACAUUCCUGUUAGCUUUGGGAUUGGAGGUCUGAUAAACACUGCUGCAGUACCGAAACGACGCGGAGUGAACUCAAUCACUUGGUCGGGUCUACCAAAUUGCUAUUGGUGGAUCGACUUCAACAACGGCGUCGCUGGUGUGUAUCUCUCUCAGCUUGUACCAACCGGGGAUGACAAGGCUGUCGAGCUGCUGGCUGGAUUUGAGGAAUGGGUGUAUUCGAAUUUGGCCAAAUCCUGA
Alternaria atra is the source of this 1074-nucleotide messenger RNA. RefSeq lists its product as uncharacterized. Lineage: Eukaryota; Fungi; Ascomycota; Dothideomycetes; Pleosporales; Pleosporaceae. The transcript has 5 exons. Bases 1 to 1074 code for a protein of 357 amino acids. The record is from RefSeq and is a predicted model, not a curated record.